Messenger RNA from Anarrhichthys ocellatus (wolf-eel), 3095 nucleotides. Its product is annotated as lumican. NCBI's taxonomy places the organism in Eukaryota, Metazoa, Chordata, Actinopteri, Perciformes, Anarhichadidae. The record is from RefSeq and is a predicted model, not a curated record. Gene Ontology annotation, molecular function: protein binding. The coding region runs from base 173 to 1264 and encodes 363 amino acids. The transcript is spliced from 5 exons.
GCGUUUGAAGAAGAGGAAUGUAUCAGACAGCGGUAAACAUCGCCGGUAGCUUGAAAACACACACGCACAUGCACCCAAAGUUCCAUGCAGCUCCCGAGGGUUUCAUUGGGAAUUUAAGACAGCUUGUCUCCAUUCUGAUCAAACAGGGUUACAUAUCUCACCAGCUGUCUCGAUGGCUCUCCUGUGCUGUGCUGUGUUGCUGCUGCUGCUGUGUGUUUUCGACUCUGCCUUAGCCACUGUUGUAGUUGACAUCGACUAUGGAGGUUUUCCUCUGUUGAUUAAUCGCCUGCUGGGUGAGCCCAGUGUGAUGAGCCUGCAGGGGCGGAUGGACGCGGCCUGGUUUCGAGCCAACAACCCCCAAGCCUGCCCUCAACAGUGUGACUGCCCCAUCCACUGGCCCACGGCGCUCUACUGUGACCACAGAGGUCUGGCAGAAACCCCUGACCGCCUGCCGGACCGAACUCAAUACCUGUUUCUUCAGGGCAACAACAUCUCGUCCUUGUCCUCCUCUUUUCUGACCAACAUUACCGCUCUACGCUGGCUCAUCCUGGACCACAAUCAACUGCAGGAUCUGGUCUCGCUGCAGAACCAGACCCAGCUGAGCUACUUUUUUGCCAACCACAACCACCUUAGAUCAGUGCCAAACACUCUACCAACUGGACUCAAGCAGCUGCGACUGGCCCACAACCGAAUUAGAAGCAUCAGCCCUGCAGCUUUCCAGAACCUGCACAACUUGACACUGCUGCUGCUGCAGGGAAACAGACUGCAAAUCAUCACAGAGGGAGACCUCAAAGGUCUGUUAAGUCUGAACCUGCUGGACCUCGGUGGGAAUUUGUUCUCAGCUGUCCCCAGACAUUUACCCCCUUCUGUCCAGCAGCUCUAUAUGUCCAAUAACACUCUCUCUGGACUGGGUGAAGACAGUUUUGGGGGAUUUCUCAACCUUAAGUAUCUUCGUCUAAGUCACUGUGGUCUGCAGAGCAGCGACGUCCACCAGCAGGUCUUCAACUUCUCCAGCUUGGUGGAACUGGACCUUUCUUAUAACAGACUUAAAACCAUUCCCACAGUCCCCACCACCCUGCAGUACCUCUACCUGGAGGCCAAUGAAAUACAAGAGUUCAAUGUGACCAGUUUCUGCAGAGAGUGGGGACCUCUCUCCUACUCCAGGAUGAAGAUCGUACGAUUGGAGGGAAACAAAAUGUCCUACCAACAGCUGCCAUCUGACUGGGUCUUUUGCCUGCGAGUGCUUGAAAGUAUUUACAUCUGAUCCACUCUCUGAAUAAGCAACAACAUAGGGUAACUGUAUGUCAGUGGCCAACUUCAUCUAGAAAGAAAACGUGACUCAACCUAAGAUUUUUGUUCUGCUAGCCAACUCGUCACUAGUGAAGUCAAACAACUCAGCCUGCAUCUACAGCUUUACGACUUGAAUGCAUUAUGUGUUUAAGAUGUAGAUACACAUGGAGGCACUGAAAGGAAAACCUACCUUCAAAAGAUGCCAAAGCUUGAAUGUGCGCUAAUCCUGUGUUAUUUUAUCAUAAUGCCAAAAGCCCUGAUCCAAACAUUUCUCAUACCACCAUUCCUUUGGGUCUCUCUCUCUCUCUCUCAUUGCAUUGUUUCCAAGUUUUGCCUCACCAGGGUUAAACAUCUGUGUGUAAUUACCGAAUAGGAACUGUGACAAAACCUCUAAUUUCUGACUGUAGAGAAUAAUGUGCUCUGGUUAAACUGAGUUAUGUAAAGGAAACAUGUAUGAAUGGCAAAAUUCAGUAGCUUUGUCAUGAAAGAGUCUGACUCAGUUAUCUGCACAGUGUUAAACAGCCACACCAUAAAAAAAUGUUCUGACAAAACGAUUGAAACUCUUAAUAUUUAAUAAAGCCCUUUUUGCAAAAUAUUGUUACAUUGAACUUUGAUUUGAAAAUUGUUGUCUAUCAUCCUUUAAACGUGAAAUUUGGUUUGCACAGCUAACAGAAUGUAUUUUAGAAAAAUGUGUUAAUAUAUUUGCUGAAAUUCUCUUUCCAAAUGCUCUGACAAAAAAUAAGUACAAAAAUCCAUGUCCCAGGACUGUAAUAAGCCCCAGCUUACCCGCCUGCCUACCUGUGAGCACACUUCCCGUGCACUCAUUGCACGUCUCUGGAGUCUUCCACAAGCUGCUAUCUUGACAACAGCCACGUUUGUUAUUGACAUUCAUAAUGAUUAUUUUGGGGUAGUGUCUUUGGAGGGAGACCUGAACGAACGGGCUGUCAGUUUUGCCUAUGGUGACUUUCUUGAUACAUUUAGCCACUUUUGGAGCUAGUGCUGCAAGCUACUUUAUUGGACAGCAGUUGGCAACGCUGGGCUGGGUUUUCUGUUGAAUACUUUCAAAAAUCUAUCUCACUCUUGCUGGUUUCUCCAGUGUUGUCGACCCAAGCUGAAACUUGUCAAUACCUGAAAUACAAGCAAUCUAGAGACAACGGUGAUUCACAUAACACCCUUUUUAAUGUUAAAUGUAAUCAUACAAUUGAGUAAAUAUUUACGAUAGAAAACAAGAGUAUUUGACACGUUACCAACCUCUUAAGGGAAGAUUAUCUUCUUCAUCCUCAUCGUCAGGGAGACUUACAAUAGAUAAUGUUAGUUUAAACGUUGUUGCCAUACAGUUCUUUACAGUAUAUAGCUAUAUUAAGUACAGUACAAACAAGUUGCUAUCUAAUAUGCAUAGUGCAGAAACAAGCCAUUAUUCACCGUUAAAUAUGGUCAGAGUUAAAUUCAGGUAAUGGAAGGAGCAAAUACAGACGGGACAGAUGUGCCAGCAGCAGAUGUUUCAGUACUGUGCCAUUUUUGUUACCUUGACAUUUGACUUUAACGAUGCAUUAAAGGAUUUGUAUCUUGGUUGACUUACAGUUUGUGUGUAACAUUUCUGUAUUUUGUUUUUCAAGCCGUAUUUUGUCUUGAUGUCCUCUCACAGUUUAUUCUGUUGAAGGAAGCGACCUGACUGACUCUGGAGAGACGCACAUUUCUCUGUGACAACAAAUAUUGACAACGACUAAUGAUGGGAGUCAAAAGUAGUAGCUUCACUUACAGAAAUUGUGGUUGUUUGUUUUUUUGUCAAAAACCUGCAAACAGAA